Molecule: messenger RNA, 1876 nt
Organism: Aspergillus japonicus CBS 114.51
Lineage: Eukaryota; Fungi; Ascomycota; Eurotiomycetes; Eurotiales; Aspergillaceae
Product: putative pachytene checkpoint component Pch2
Exons: 8
Coding region: 69-1535 (488 amino acids)
Biological process (GO): reciprocal meiotic recombination; meiotic recombination checkpoint signaling
Cellular component (GO): nucleus; chromosome
Molecular function (GO): ATP hydrolysis activity; ATP binding
Source: RefSeq, a predicted model, not a curated record
CUCUUUUCGUCGACUUCCUGAUCACUAGCAUCUCAUGUCUACUGUACUUCAUAUCUGCCCAACAAUGAAUGGUGCUACAUGUGUCGCCAGUCACACAGGAUCUUGAGCUGAAAAUGGGCUCUACCAGCUGCAUCUCACGUACGAUGGAAGUGCAACAGCCAGUUCUCCACAUUGAAGCUCGUGUCAAGUCCAACAAUGACGGCAUCAUCAUCCGCACGGACUUAAUCCGAGACGAACUCAGCAAGUGGCUGACUGAUAAGUUCGUGGUUCUCUCUCUCGGACAAGAGAUCAUCUCCUUCGAUGGGCUGAGUAACUCCCACGCUCAGGCUCUGGAUUCCGUGCUCAUCUGCGAAUGCACUGGUGGUACCAUGGAAUCCGGAGCAUAUCCGCUGGAUCAGGUGAGGUUGGAUGUGCAAGCAUACCAGCUCCAUACGCAACUGGAGCCCGAAGACCCUCACCUCGCCCAGACUCUCAAUGGUCACACCGAGAAUAGUAUGAAAUUAACGAGGGCGAGGGUCAUGGCCUUGCCCAACUCAGAUCUGAAUGGACUCUGGGAAUCCUUGCACUUCGAUGAGCCUAUCCAGUUAACGCUCCUUACUGCUAUCAGCAGAAUGCUCUCGUUCUCUGCCUGCAAGCUCGACAGAUGGACUGUUAACUGGAACAAGCUGGUUCUCCUAUGGGGGCCACCUGGGACUGGCAAAACAAGCUUGUGCCGCGGUCUAGCUCAGAAGCUUGCAAUACGCCUGGGGAAAGACUAUCCCCAGAGUAAAAUGUUCGAGAUCAACGCGCACGCGCUAGGAAGUAAGUUCUUCAGCGAAGGAGCGAAAUUAGUGGAUCAGAUGUUUGAGCGCAUAGAUCUACUGCUUGAAGAGGAGGACGAAACGCUCGUUUGCGUAUUCAUCGAUGAAAUCGAGACGCUCGCUGCCCGCAGAGAUCGAGCGUUGAGUAGCAACGAACCAUUUGAUGCCAUUCGAGCCGUGAACGCUCUGUUGACAGGCCUCGACAAAAUCAAGGCUCAUCCAAAUGUGAUUGUGGUCUGUACGAGCAACUUGUUGACGGCACUGGACCCGGCGUUUCUCGACCGCGUCGAUAUCAAGCAAUGUGUACCGAAUCUAUCCAGUCGUUCGAUUUAUCGCAUCUACAAAGAUUGCCUCGAGGAAAUGAGUCGUAAUCGUAUCAUCGAAGGCGCGACAUUUGACGUGAAACUGAGUCAACCGGAUGAUCCUCAAACGCAAUUGUCGUACAUGGAAGAGCCAGCCGAGCAGCUCAUGUUACCGACGUAUGAUGAGAUGAUUGUCAACUACCCGAUGUUUUCAGAGGCCGUCCCCACACUGCUGGCCGAGGCGGUGUCGGAGAGUCUGGGACUCAGCGGCCGAACGGUUCGUCGGCUACCCAUACUAUCGCUAGUAAUGUAUGGCGAGGAAGGAAGAAGUGAUAUUCACAAGGCCAUACGUGCGCUGAGAAAGGGCAUUGCGGCGGAAAGACUGACUAGUCAACCAAUUAGAGCAGGCCGAUUGCAACCCGGAAGUCAGUAAGCUGAACCGAAGGGGGGUAAGGGGAGGGAUCAACAGCCAUUGAGGGCCGUAGACCAGGACAUGGAGAUAUAGGGAUUAAGAAGUCUGUAAUGCCUCAAAGAGCAUCAAAUCGAGUAGUGGUCCGAGGAAGUGACGGUGCAGUUCAUCAGACCAAGUGAUUCCGGCCUCGAAAAUUGUUUGUUCCGAAAAGUCGCGGUUUUCACCGAAGCCAGUUAGCACCCGGUCAGCAGCCAAUCAGCGGGAGGGUUUAGGCAAUUCCAAGCCCAAGAGAAACUUGACCCGUUCGACCAACCUCGACUUCAAUUGAACCUCCAAAAGCACAUUCUCCCACUGCGCUCCAG